Messenger RNA from Momordica charantia (bitter melon), 1046 nucleotides. RefSeq lists its product as uncharacterized. The record is from RefSeq and is a predicted model, not a curated record. Lineage: Eukaryota; Viridiplantae; Streptophyta; Magnoliopsida; Cucurbitales; Cucurbitaceae.
AAUUGGAAAACCUAGGUAGGCCAAUGAAUGGCGUUUUCUUCAACUUCAACUUCAUCUUCUUCUUCUUCCUCCACUUUCGUUUCCCAAGAAGAAUUCAAUUUAUUCCACAAAAUCGACAGAGAACUGUACGCCAUUCUCGCCGUCAAAAUCCGGCGAGAUCCAAUGGAGGCUCUCCAAAUAAUGGCCUUUUGGCUCUGGUUGGAGCGAGCCGGCUUCCGCCACAUCGUCUUCCGAAUGCUGCGUUUGCCCCUUCUCCUCAUCAAUGAACUCGCCGACGAGGCCGCCGCCGCCCUCGCCGCCCUCUCCUCCGACCGCCCGCCGCCAUUCUCCGACCUCACUCUCACACGCAACUUCUUGGAGAGAGAAAUCUCCCUCCGCUUCCUCUACGCCAACCGCCAAAUCGCCGUCCAAGGAAUCGACAAACUUCGAAACGACGUCUGUUUUAGAGCCUUUCAAGAUAUCAUGGACACAGCCUUGAGUCACAACAUAAAAGUCUCCGCCGCCUCCACCCCCGCCGUUCCUCCGUGGCUGCCGCCUUCAACCACCACUCCUCCCGCCGGGACAUUCGACGACGGCGGCGAUCCACAACUGCAGGCGGCGGCGGUGGCGGUGACGCCGGAGGAAAGGGCGAUGUUCGUGACGUUCUCAAAAGGGUACCCGGUGCACGAGUGGGAGGUUCGGGAGUUCUUCACCGGAAGCCAUGGCGACUGCAUUGAGACGUUUCAGAUGCAAGAAGUGGCGGAGCCGAGCGAGCAGGCGCUGUUCGCUCGGAUAGUUUUCCGAUCAGCCGCCACCAUCGACAACAUUCUUGGCGGGCAUCAAAGAGUCAAGUUCACCAUCAAUGGAAAACAUAUAUGGGCUCGGAAAUUCAUUCCGAAGAAAAUACAGCAGCCGCCGUCGCCGUCGCCGCCGCCGCCGUCUGCGGUGGUUUAGUGUCUAAACCCUUGAGGAAGAUAAUGAGUCUGAAUUUGUGUGUAUUUUCAAAUUUGGAAGGUGAUGGAGCAUCGUUUGUAUUUGAGGAAAAAGUUAAAAAUGAGAGAUUUUUA